CCUCCCCCUCUCCCUUCCUCCCUUCCCUCGCCAUGUCCACCCGCUCGUGCCGGGAGAAGGCGCAGAAGCAGAACGAGCAGCACCAGGCCAUCCUGGCCAAGCUCCUGAGGGAGGAGGACAAUAAGUACUGCGCGGACUGCGAGGCUAAGGGUCCACGAUGGGCUUCCUGGAACACUGGUGUCUUUAUUUGUAUCAGAUGUGCUGGUAUACAUCGAAAUUUGGGUGUUCAUAUAUCCAGGGUCAAAUCCGUCAACUUGGACCAAUGGACGCCAGAACAAAUACAGUGCAUGCAGGAGAUGGGAAAUACCAAGGCAAGGUUACUUUAUGAAGCUAAUCUACCAGAGAACUUCCGAAGACCUCAAACAGAUCAAGCCGUGGAAUUUUUUAUCAGGGAUAAAUAUGAGAAGAAGAAAUACUACGACAAAAAUGCAGUCAAUGUCAGCAGUAUGUCUUCCUCUGAAGCUGCUCAGCCUUUGGCAUCCUCUCCUUCUCUGCAAGCUGCUUCUGAGAAAGCUAAGAUAGAGAAGGAAAAGGAAAAAAAGAAAGAAGAGAGAAAGAAAGAUAGAGACCCAGAAAAACCUUUGAAAUGUUUAGGAGUUGAAAAACCUGAGAAGAAAGAGGACCAGCAACUGGAACUUAAAGCAAGUCCCAAGAAAGUUCCAGAAUCUACUGUUGACCUUCUAGGACUUGAUGGCCCUGCUGAUCCUGCUGUUGCAAAUGGAAGCAUCACCAUUCCUGUUGCAGCUCUGAAUGAUGACCUGGACAUAUUUGGCCCAAUGAUCUCUAAUCCCUUGCCGGCCUCUUCUGUACCUCCUUCCCAGAGUGCUUCCACUAUCUCUGCAGCCCCCACUUUAUCUGCUGCAUCUGGGGACCUUGAUCUGUUCACCGAACAAACAAAAUCAGAAGAGUCAGCAAAGAAACUGCUCUCCAAAGACUCCAUCUUGUCACUGUAUGGCACAGGGACCAUGCCACAGCAAAAUGCUCCAGGUGUCUUCAUGGGACCACAGUCUAUGCCCUUCACUGCACCACCAUCAACUCAUUUUCAAGGCUUUCCAGCUAUGGGAGUGCCUGUACCUGUAGCCCCUGGAAUGAUGGGAAACAUGAUGGGACAGUCAGUGCCUGUCAUAGGACAAAACACAGGAAUGAUGGUGGGCAUGGGGAUGCCCAAUGGCUUUUCUGUGGCUGCACAGGCUGCUGGUUUGGGACUUCCUCAAAAUGUUGUUGGCCCCCAAGUAACAACAGUGGGACCGGUAGCUGCCCCCCAGAAUAAAUAUGGUAUGCAGCAAAAUCAACAAGCUCAGUGGAACCUCACUCAGAUGAAUCAACAAAUGGCUGGAAUGAAUCUGAGUAGUCCAAGCAAUAUGAUGAGCUUCAGCCAGCCCCCAAAUACAGCAGCAGGAUGGACGGGAAGCUCCUCAGGACAGACUCUCAGCACACAACUCUGGAAAUGAAAAAUGGCAAUAGAAACUCCACCCAGAUUUGAGAUCUGACAUUCCAUGCUCAAACGCAUCUAGUUUCCCUGGUCUGUCCACGUACAUAUUUUCUCCCUCUUCAACCUCACAGAAUUGUUCACAUUAAGAAGUAAUAUUAACUGACAGUGUUGUGGUCUGUAUUGACUUAAAUUUUGAUGUAGUGAAAAGCAGGUUGAGAACACCUAUCAUCGGCAGCUUUUUCAUUCCACAGUACAUCUGAUUUCAUGAAUCAUAUUCAGAAGAACUAUGUGACCAACUACAUACUCAAAUUAUUUUAUCAGUUAUAGAUCAAAUGGUUGCAUAUAAGGGAAAUAGAUAUCAUGUUAGUACUAUAUCUAAGGUGUAAACCCCACCCAGAAAAUUACCCAGUAUUCCUGUAGAAGGUACUGUAUGAACAAAUGAUAAUCAUAUAAAUAAGAGUGUACAUGCAUCACUAAAGAUUUUUUUGUCCU
Euleptes europaea (tarantolino) is the source of this 1924-nucleotide messenger RNA. It is a transcript of the gene SMAP1, whose product is annotated as small ArfGAP 1. Gene Ontology annotation, biological process: regulation of clathrin-dependent endocytosis. The coding region runs from base 33 to 1451 and encodes 472 amino acids. The transcript has 11 exons. The record is from RefSeq and is a predicted model, not a curated record. Gene Ontology annotation, molecular function: GTPase activator activity; metal ion binding. Lineage: Eukaryota; Metazoa; Chordata; Lepidosauria; Squamata; Sphaerodactylidae.